This is a messenger RNA of Ambispora leptoticha, 1632 nucleotides long. NCBI's taxonomy places the organism in Eukaryota, Fungi, Glomeromycota, Glomeromycetes, Archaeosporales, Ambisporaceae. The record is from the annotation of a GenBank genome assembly.
AUGGUAUUCACCGCGAUAGGCGGUGCAGCAAUAGUGGCUAGCUAUCUAGAUGCAAAAUAUGGAAUAAUGAGCGAUAUCAAAACUAUUUUGUCGAAAAAUGCUAGAGCAAAAGUUUUGCCACAGAUAAUGGAAUUGGGUAAACAAGGAUAUGCCUCAGGUUAUUUGCUCGUUGAAGAUGCUGCUAGAAGAUGGCCGAAUAAAGAAGCGCUCGUUUUUCAAAAUAGAAGUUGGACAUUUGCACAGUGUGAACAAGGUCUCCGUAACGAAAGUCUUAAAUACGCGCUCGACUCGUGUAAACCGAAAUUGGUUGUUGCGAGUGAAGAUUUGGUCUCACCUAUUACCGAAAUAAACAGUAUUGAAAUUCCGAUCGUCGAAUUUCGAUUCAGUAAUAAAGCGUCAAAGGAUAACGAUGAGAACAACAUCACCUACAACAAAAUUAAUGAUAAUGUUUUUAAUAUUAACUUGAAUGCAACAACGACGCGAACAAAACGUUUAUUCUUGAACGAAUUGCCGAAAAGCGAUUUGAAUAAAUUUGUAAGACCGAAAAUAAAGUUACUCGAUAUCAUGUGCCAUAUUUAUACGAGUGGAACUUCGGGAUUUCCAAAGAUCGUCGAAUUCUCACAUCUUCCAUUUAUAUAUCUCAAAUUUGUUGCCCCAAUGCGAGAAGGUUUCUUUUUCGAUGAUCGUCGAUAUUCCCCUUUGCCACUUUAUCAUACUUCGGCGUUGGCACUUGCACUUUGCUCGUGUUGGGGAGUUGGCGCAACAUUUAUAGUCGGAAAAAAGUUUAGUGCCUCAAAAUUUUGGGAGGAAUGUCGAAGAACUAAUGCAACCAGUUUUCAGUAUAUAGGUGAAAUCUGUAGAUACUUGAUGCUACAGCCACCAUCAAUUAACGAUAAAAAUCAUAAAGUUCGUCUUAUUUACGGAAAUGGUCUUCGAAGCGAUAUUUGGCAAGCAUUCAGAGAGCGAUUUGGAAUUGAAAUAAUCAUGGAAUUUUAUGGGCAAACAGAAGGCGCCACGAUAAUCGAGAACAAGAAUUAUGGAUUAUUUGGACUCGGAGCAGUCGCACGUAAAGGACCGUUGCUAAACUCACUAGAUAAGUCAUAUGUGAUAGUAAAAUUCGAUUUUGAAAAACGUGCUCCUUAUCGAGAUCCAAAAACAGGACGAUGCGUUUUGGCCAAGAUCAAUGAGCCGGGAGAAAUGAUUUAUCAAGUAGACCCAAAUAUAUCUCGCGGGUACUUGAAUGUACCACCAAGAGAAGACCCCAGAAAUCUGCUUGAUGUUUUUAAAAAGGGUGAUUUUUGGAGACGUAUGGAAGACUUACUGGCUGUCGAUAAGGACGGGUGGUAUUAUUUUGUGGAUCGAAUUAGCAAUUCAUUUCGAUGGAAGGGUGAAAACAUCGCAUCGCAAGAAGUUGAAAUACAUUUGUCUGCCUAUCCACAUAUUAUUGAAACAACAGUCUACGGACUGCCGUUAAAAGUUUACGAGGGCCAAGCAGGAAUGGCAGCUUUGAUUCUUAAUAGGCAAAAUAAAGAUUCAAUCCAAAAGACAAUGAGAGAACUUCCUCAAUUUUUAGUGGAGCGUGGGCUGCCUAAGCCUGCAAUUCCAAGGUUUAUUCGAUUAAUUGACGAGUGA